Molecule: messenger RNA, 4248 nt
Organism: Caenorhabditis bovis
Lineage: Eukaryota; Metazoa; Nematoda; Chromadorea; Rhabditida; Rhabditidae
Source: the annotation of a GenBank genome assembly
AUGAGCGGACGGCCUGCCUUUGAGCAAUUCACUGCUCAACCUCCGCAACCUGCCGGAGAUCUAGCAACUCAAGCGUCGGGAGAUGGUGUUCAGGCCCAAGAGCUGACAAUUUCUAAACUGGAAAAUGCCAUUACUGCUAUGGAAGAUCAGCAUCUUCAAAAUGACCCUCGGCAUGCUAAAGCUCAACUUCUGAAACAGAAACUAGCAGCUGGACCUAUUGAUCCAGUUCCAUAUCCAUUACCUGCUGACUCUCUGUCGUCGCAAAUUACGGCCAGUCAAAUCCAGCAGCUUAGGGCGCAGGUGACCGCCUACAAGAUGCUUGCGCGAAAUGAGCCGGUUCCAGAGUCUCUGUUGAAAGAUGCGGUUGUUCUUAAACCGAAACCAACAAGCAUUCUUCCGGAACCCUAUGAAUUUCCUGGCGAGGCUGAAAAUGGAGAAAAACUUCCCUAUGAUCUAUUGAAGAUUUUCAAUCUUCACCAAGUGCGAUCAAAUCGGCCCACGCUGCUUCCAAUUCCGCCAGGAAUCGAUCCCGUUGCAAUGCAGAAAAAGCGUGAAAAUGUGAUUCAGAAUAGGAUUGGGCUGCGAAUUCGCCAGCUGUCGAAUCUACCUGCAGACAUUCCAGCAAAUCUGCGAAUGAAGGCUGAAAUUGAAUUACGUGCUUUACGUCUGACCAAUUUGCAAACUCAGGUCAGAAGUGAAGUUAUGAGUACGAUGAAGAGAGAUACGACGCUAGAAACUGCUCUCAAUCCAUACGCAUAUCGUCGAACCAAGCGGCAAUCUUUGCGCGAAGCACGUGUCACCGAAAAGCUUGAGAAACAACAAAAAAUGGAGCAGGAGCGCAAGCGGCGUCAGAAGCACACCGAUCUUAUGCAUGCCAUUAUUCAGCACGGAAAAGAGUUUAAAGAAUUCCAUAGGAACAACCUCCUUAAGAUUGCUAAAGCUCGUAAGGCAGUGAUGACGUAUCAUCAAAAUAACGAAAAGGAACGAAAGAAGGACGAAAUCAGAAAUGAGAAGCUUCGUAUGCAGAAGCUCAUGCAGGAAGACGAAGAAGGAUAUCGUGCACUCCUUGAUGAAAAGAAGGAUCAACGUCUUGUGUACCUUUUGCAACAAACUGAUGAGUAUAUCGACAGCUUGUGUAAUCUUGUCAGACAACAUCAAGUUACGGAAAAGAAGAAAAAGAGAAUGGACAAGAAAGCAGAGAAGGCUGGAAAUAUGGAUGAUGGGGAAGCCCGAUGCCACGUACGAGACGUUUCUACCGGUAAAAUUCUUACUGGUGAAGACGCUCCGAAACCGGAGGAACUUGAUGUUUGGUUGGAAACUCAUCCUGGUUUUGAGGUCGUUCCUCGUGACCAACUUUCUGAUGACGACGAAGAUGAUGAUGAAGAUGUUCCGGUUGAGCAACUCAAAGAAGAAAAAGACGAUCAGUAUGCUGGACUCGAUGAAGAAACCAAGGCGAAAAUGAUCAUUGAGAAAGCAAGAAAUGAGGAGGAUGAGUAUGAUCAAAAAACCAAAAAACAAAUGGCUGAUUAUUAUGCGACCGCUCACAAAGUUAAGGAAAAGAUUGUACAACAGCAUUCAACGAUGGGUGGUGGAAACCCUAAUCUACUUCUUAAACCGUACCAAAUCAAGGGUCUGGAAUGGAUGGUUUCGUUGUACAACAACAAUUUGAAUGGAAUCUUAGCCGAUGAAAUGGGUCUCGGAAAGACAAUUCAAACCAUUUCUUUGAUUACAUAUUUGAUGGAAGUAAAACAAAAUAAUGGCCCAUAUUUGGUUAUUGUGCCGCUUUCGACCAUUUCCAAUUGGGUUAAUGAGUUCGGCAAAUGGGCUCCUUCGGUUCAGACGAUUGUCUACAAAGGAACAAAAGAUGCGCGUAGGCGAAGCGAAGGAUUGAUCAGAAAGGGAGCUUUCAAUGUCCUUUUAACGACCUACGAAUAUGUCAUCAAGGAAAAGGGAUUACUUGGAAAGAUUCGGUGGAAGUACAUGAUUAUUGAUGAAGGACAUCGUUUAAAGAAUCACAAUUGUAAGCUGACUCUUAUGCUCAACGGAUAUUUCCAUGCGCAACAUCGUCUUCUUCUGACUGGUACUCCACUUCAAAAUAAACUUCCCGAAUUGUGGGCACUUCUCAAUUUCCUUCUGCCGUCGAUUUUCUCAUCGUGCGGUACUUUCGAGCAAUGGUUCAAUGCACCAUUCGCCACAACUGGAGAAAAGGUGGAAUUGAGUCAAGAAGAGACAAUGCUUAUUAUUCGACGUCUUCACAAAGUUCUUCGACCCUUCUUAUUGCGGCGUUUGAAGAAAGAGGUCGAAUCUCAACUUCCCGACAAGACGGAAUAUGUCAUCAAAUGCGACAUGUCAGCACUUCAGAAAGUGCUUUAUCGACACAUGCAGAAAGGUCUUCUUCUCGAUACCAAGAUGCAAUCUGGUGCCAGAAGUUUGAUGAACACCGUAAUACAUUUGAGAAAGCUUUGCAACCAUCCAUUCCUUUUCCCCAACAUUGAGGAUUCCUGCAGAGCCCAUUGGAAAGUUGACGAAGUUUCUGGUCAAGACUUGAUGCGCGUAGCCGGAAAAUUGGAGCUUCUUGAUAGAAUUCUUCCGAAGUUGAGGGCAACGGGACAUCGUGUUCUGAUGUUCUUCCAGAUGACCACAAUGAUGACAAUUCUUGAAGACUUUUUGACAUUUAGAAACUACAAAUAUUUGCGACUUGAUGGUAGCACGAAAACUGAUGAUCGUGGAGUUUUGCUUGAUCAGUUCAACAAACCUGACUCUGAAUACUUCUUGUUCAUGUUAUCGACACGUGCCGGAGGUCUUGGUCUCAAUUUGCAGACAGCUGACACCGUCAUCAUUUUCGAUUCCGAUUGGAAUCCUCAUCAGGAUAUGCAAGCUCAAGAUCGCGCCCAUCGUAUCGGUCAGAAGAAGGAAGUUCGUGUGCUUCGUCUGAUUACUGCUAACUCUGUUGAAGAGAAAAUCUUGGCUGCUGCUCGUUACAAGCUAAACGUGGACGAAAAAGUUAUCCAAGCGGGUAAAUUCGAUCAACGUUCGACUGGAGCUGAACGGAAACAAAUUCUCGAGCAAAUAAUCAAGGCUGAGGCUGAAGAUGAUGAGGAGGAAGAGGUUCCAGAUGAUGAAACAAUUAACCAAAUGGUGGCGAGAUCUGAGGAAGAAUUCAACACAUUCCAAUCGAUGGAUAUUGACCGACGAAGAGAAGAGGCAAAUCAACUUCACAGACGACCGCGUCUUCUUGAAGAACAAGAAAUUCCGGAUGAUAUCGUUAAGGCUUCAUUCGAUUUUGAAGAAAUGGAGAAGGCGCGCGAAGAAGGACGCGAGAUAGUUGAGCAUUCUUCCGACAAAAGACGAAAAAGAAAGGAAGUUGACUAUUCUGGAGAUUUGAUGUCAGAUGAGCAGUUCAUGAAACAAGUAGAAGAAGUCGAAGACGAAAAUGAAAGAGCUGUGAGUGAGCGAAAGAAGCAGCGUAAGAGAAAACUUGCCGGAUUGGAUGAAAAUGAUGAUUCGAUGGAUGAUGUUUUGGCAGCAAAGAAGAAGAAAUCGACACCAGAACUCGAGCAAACCAUGAACAAUUUGCUGAAAAUAUUACUCGAAUACAAAACAUCCGAAGGAAAUAUUCUUGCGGAUCCGUUUGUUGAGCUUCCGACGAGAAAGGAGCUUCCGGAUUACUACCAGAUCAUUGCAAAGCCAAUGGACUUCAAUCGUAUUAGAAAAAAGAUUGACAGUGGAAGAUACGCAAAUCUUGAAGAAAUGAACAAUGAUGUUCUUCUUCUUUGCCAAAAUGCGCAAACUUAUAACGAGGAAGCCAGUGAUAUUUAUAAUGACUCAAAAGUGCUCCAAGCGCUGUGGGAGAAGGUUUACGGAAUGUGCGCAGCUCAGCUUGCCAUGCAGGCCCUUCAAAAGGAAUUGUUGACUGGUGCGAUCACAAUGGAUGCCGCUUUAAAAAAGCAAUUGACGAUUUUUACGAAAUACGGAAUUGACGGGGAAGCGGCGAAUAUUGCACGAAAGACAUUAGCAGCAACGAUUCCUGCAAUGGGAAGCGUAAAACGGCAAGUGGAUGGAGAAAGCGCGUCGACAUCGACGUCGGUGGUGAAGAAGGAGGAGGAAACUGGAAAGAAGGUAAAAUCUGAGGACAAAGAAGAGGAAAGAUCCGAGAAGAAAAAGUCCCAGGAGCCAGUUGUAGGAAGACGGAAAUCGAAACCAUCGAAGCGGCACAGUGACGACGGAGACGAUGAUAUGGAGGAUUGA